Molecule: messenger RNA, 675 nt
Organism: Cinclus cinclus
Lineage: Eukaryota; Metazoa; Chordata; Aves; Passeriformes; Cinclidae
Gene: UCHL1
Product: ubiquitin C-terminal hydrolase L1
Exons: 9
Coding region: 1-675 (224 amino acids)
Biological process (GO): ubiquitin-dependent protein catabolic process; protein deubiquitination
Cellular component (GO): cytoplasm
Molecular function (GO): cysteine-type deubiquitinase activity
Source: RefSeq, a predicted model, not a curated record
AUGGCCUGGCAGCCGAUGGAGAUCAACCCCGAGAUGCUGAACAAAGUGCUGUCCCGCCUCGGGGUGGGUCCUGGCUGGCGCUUCGUGGACGUGCUGGGCUUCGAGGAUGAGACACUGCGCGCCGUGCCCACCCCGGCCUGCGCACUGCUCCUGCUGUUCCCGCUCACUGAGCAGCAUGAAAACUUCAGGAAGCAACAGACUGAGAAAAUAAAGGACCAGGAGAUCAGUUCCAAAGUGUAUUUCCUGAAGCAGACUGUCAGUAACUCCUGUGGGACAAUUGGUCUGAUACAUGCAGUUGCUAAUAACAAAGACAAAUUGAAACUUGAGGAGGGGUCUGCCCUGAAGAAGUUUCUUGAUGAAACAGCUGAUUUGUCUCCUGAAGAAAGAGCUAAGCAUUUGGCAAAUAAUAAGGCUAUCCAAGAAGUCCACAAUUCUGUUGCACAAGAAGGACAAUGUCGGGUUGAGGACAACAGCGUGAACUUCCAUUUCAUCCUUUUUGUCAAUGUGGAUGGACACCUGUAUGAAUUGGAUGGCCGUAUGCCAUUUCCUGUAAACCAUGGCACAAGCUCGGAUGACUUGCUGUUGAAGGAUUCUGCCAAGAUCUGCAGACAAUUUACAGAACGUGAAAAAGGAGAAGUUCGUUUUUCUGCUGUGGCUUUCUGCAAGUCUGCUUAA